AUGGUCCGAGCCGGGAGCUUGUCGUCGGCCGAGGGGGGGCAGGACACCUCCGAGACCGAAAUUGGCGGCAUCCACCGGUCGCCUCCGAGGUUCGGGGCCACGGGGUUACCCAGCUCAGAUCCGACCGAGCAGCUAUUACUCCACCACUACUUUGGUCAUCUGGCGUUCUUGUCGUUUGGCUCGGUCGACAAUUGGGACAUCGUGCCAGCAUUACGCCAAGCUGUGACCCGACACGUAUUGGCCGAGGCGUACGUUAAUCAGGUUGUCUUAGCCUUCGCGGCAACCCAUCUCGCAUCCGUCUACUCCCUGGCGUUCGGAAAUGGCUCGGCUCCGCACGUUUUGACAGCAUUGAAGUAUAAGGCCUCGACCCUGGAGCUCUUCCGGCCUGCACUCUCUUCGUCCCUGACGCCCUCGAGCUGCGAGUCCGGAAUGGCGGCCGCAGGUCUGCUGGUGGCCUGCGAGUUUGCACUGCUGGUGAUGGACACGGGCGUCUUCGGUGUGGAGAAUCAAGUUGAAGCGCUGUCGAGGAUCGCCAAUCUCUUUCAGGGGGUGGUUGCUCUCUUUCGAAUGGGAUGCAGGGGCCUUCGCGUCGGAGAAGGCAGCCCGGCGCUGCAAAUUCGGAAGACGGUCUUCACGUCCCUCACCAACGAGCUACCGUGGUUCGACGCUGAGGAAUCGGUCGAAAAUGUUCUACUGGUUGUCCGCAGUCUGGAUCAUGCUGAGGUCAUAAGGCGCGACAUACUGUUGCAGGCCGGAGAGAAGUUGCAGGUCGCACUUCGAAGGGUAGCUGCCGCGCGAGGGUCAUACAAUGUCGCGUGUAUGUGGCUGGGCAUGGUUCCAUCCCCGUAUAUUGAGCUCGUGACAGCGAAAGACCCUCUGGCUUUGGUGCUGAUGGCCCAUUGGGCUGUCUGCUUGAAAGGCAUCGAUACAGAGCGUGCUUGGUGGCUUCGAGGAUGGCCUGAGAUGAUCAUUAAGACAGUCGUGAACAGAAUCGGGGAGGCCUACCACAGCCUCUUGGUAUGGCCUCUGCAAGAAAUCGAGAAAAUUCAGGCAUUUUGGGGACCUUGCCACGAUGCGACAGUGAAAGAGGACCUCGUAGAUGUCGAGAUGGAGGAAUGGAGCCGGCAGGUUGUGACGGUCGACGGUUGA
This is a messenger RNA of Colletotrichum siamense, 1149 nucleotides long. RefSeq lists its product as uncharacterized. Gene Ontology annotation, biological process: regulation of transcription by RNA polymerase II. Lineage: Eukaryota; Fungi; Ascomycota; Sordariomycetes; Glomerellales; Glomerellaceae. The record is from RefSeq and is a predicted model, not a curated record. Gene Ontology annotation, molecular function: DNA-binding transcription activator activity, RNA polymerase II-specific. The transcript has a single exon. The coding region runs from base 1 to 1149 and encodes 382 amino acids.